Messenger RNA from Frankliniella occidentalis (western flower thrips), 1131 nucleotides. RefSeq lists its product as uncharacterized. The coding region runs from base 64 to 693 and encodes 209 amino acids. The record is from RefSeq and is a predicted model, not a curated record. Lineage: Eukaryota; Metazoa; Arthropoda; Insecta; Thysanoptera; Thripidae. The transcript is spliced from 2 exons.
UGUUUCUCUUCAUCCAACAGCAAAGUCUCUCUCGGGUUUUAUUUAAAGUUUGUGGAAGCCAAAAUGAGAUCUCAAUCUACUCGUGACAGGAAUGAUGUUGUUUCCUGUCUAGCUUACGCAGCUGGCCUGUGUGUUACUAGGGAGUUCGUAACUGAGCUGCUGAAGGAGUUGCUGACAGAGGGAGUUUCACCACAUCUGUCACAACACCACCAUGCAUCGGACUGUCAGCAGCAUAACGAAUGUAGUAAUGAAGGUGGCAACUACAACCUUCCCCUUGAAGGAACAGCACGUUCUGAAAUAACUGUGGAGACAGUGAAGGUUGAAGUCAAUGAAGAUUCAGAAAUGAAAGAAGAAACUGAAACUGUAGCUGCUGAUGGCAAACGUAUGGGAGUGGGUACAGCUUUACCGCAUCGCAGGCAUUUCUAUUACCUGUCAAAGAAUGUCCCACAUACCUAUGCCCUUUGUAUGAGAGGGGUGAAAUGCAAAAUAUGUGGCAACAUUUUUAAAGGUAUGACAUGUGUUGAUGAUUUGUCGAACCAUAUUAAAAAGGCGCAUAGGAAAAAAGCUACAGCAAGGUUCCUGAAACAAAUACGUGAGGAAAAUACGGUAGAACGCAUUAUUGGCCCUGGAAUGACAUGGUGUGAAUGCUGUACAUGCGACUUUCUCGCUAAGAGUCAUGGCUGGAUUCGAUAAUUACUUUUGCUAACGUGAUUUAUUCAUUACUUUUUAAGUAUCAGCAGGCAGGGGGUGUGAUUUAUUGAAAUGGAGCAAUGGUUUUUUUUUACCUUGAUUUUGAUCCCAUAAACUUCCUCAUGAAAUGUGAAUGUGCAUAAGACAUGCCAUAAUCCACGCAAUAUUGAUUCAAUUGCUUCUUAAUUAUUUAUUCCGCUAAUUGUAAAGUAUUUGGCUGAAAACUGUAUUUUAAGCUAAGAGCUGAUUUAAAGUGACACCCGGACAGGUCUUGUACAAAUCUGACUUGCUGAAAAACAGAAUACUGGAAACUUGUUAGAAAUAGAGUAGAUGAAUUGGAAUACUUUAUUGUACAUAUAUAUGCCUGCUGCUUUGUGCUUUGACCCCCUUUAAGGGAGGUGCUUAGAUUUUGCUGUAACGAAAUAUAUGAAACUUGCAUAA